Messenger RNA from Lytechinus pictus (painted urchin), 5587 nucleotides. RefSeq names its product eukaryotic translation initiation factor 2A-like. Gene Ontology annotation, biological process: translational initiation. Gene Ontology annotation, cellular component: cytosolic small ribosomal subunit. Bases 139 to 1896 code for a protein of 585 amino acids. The record is from RefSeq and is a predicted model, not a curated record. NCBI's taxonomy places the organism in Eukaryota, Metazoa, Echinodermata, Echinoidea, Temnopleuroida, Toxopneustidae. The transcript is spliced from 18 exons. Gene Ontology annotation, molecular function: ribosome binding; protein binding; mRNA binding.
GAUGACGUCAUAUCACCAAAGAGUAAAACGUGGGCAACUAGCUUGCUCACUACGUUACUCGUCUUCGAAUCGCUGAUGGGCAUCGUCUAAAAGAUUAAUAAUUAAUCUGAUUGUAGUGUGGAAGAUAUACCGGCUGCAAUGGCAUCGAUUUCAAGUAUUCCGUGUCCCCAACUUACUGUUCGGGGAACUGAAGGUGUUUACAUGAUCAGUGGACCACCAUCAUUUACUGCUAAUGAAACAUUCGGUCGUGAUGACAAAUGCACAGUGAUGACAUACAGUGCUGAUGGGAGGUUGUUCGCUUACUCCAAUUCUGAUAGUGUAUUUGUAACUCAGCUACCAGAAUGUGAAACCUUACUUCAACUUGAUAAACCCAAAACUCUUGGUCUAGUCAUCUCACCCUCCGGCAAAUACCUCGCUACAUGGGAAGUUUACUUCACUUCACCCACUACGCCGGGCCCUAAUCAUAAUGCUCAUAUAUGGGAGAUACAAUCAGGAAGAUGCGUCAAGUCAUUUAUCAUGAGACAAAAUGAUAUAUGGAAACCACAAUGGACGGAUGAUGAAAGGAUAUGUGCUAUACAAGCAAAUAGUGAAAUACACUUCUUUGAAAAUGGAAACUAUGAAAAUAUUGCAAAUAGACUUCAUCUUCCGAAGGUGAUGUGUCGGAUAUCAGGAGGAGGGUCCCCUGCACACGUAGCAGCUCAUAUACCAGGCAAUAAGGGAGCACCUCACGCUGUUAGGCUUUUCAGGUACCCUAACUUUGAUGGGCCUGGAGCGAUGAUUGCCAAUAAGAGCUUUUACAAGGCAGACAGUGUUGACAUGAUUUGGAACAAGAAAGGGUCCGCUGUUUUAGUGAUAGCCACACAAGAGGUAGAUUCAACAGGCAGCUCUUACUAUGGUGAAACGGCUUUACACUUCUUGGCUGUCAAUGGAGACAGUUCUAAUGUUACAGUAGGCAAGAAAGGUCCUGUGUACAGUGUGGAUUGGAAUCCGAAUUCAGCAGAGUUUUGUGUCGUCUAUGGCUUUAUGCCUGCUAAAGCAACACUCUUCAACCUCAGAUGCGAACCGAUCUUUGAUUUUGGAACCGGCCCAAGGAAUUGUGUCUACUUCAACCCUCAAGGAACCAUUAUUGCCCUUGGUGGAUUUGCCAACCUGAGAGGUCAUAUUCAAUUGUGGGAUAGGAAGAAUCUGAAGAUGAUAUCUGAGAGCCAAGCAGCUGAUGCAACGGUCUUCCAAUGGUCUCCAGACGGUCAGCACUAUGCUACGGCUGUCUGUGCUCCUAGACUGAGGGUUGGUAAUGGGUUCAAGGUAUGGCACGUCUCGGGGUCUCUCCUCCAUGAGUUUCUUGCACCAUCAGACAGCGUUCAUAUAUACGAUGUAGCAUGGCAGACGUUACCGGCGGAUCUCUUCAGGAACGUCCCUAUCAGCAAACCAACGGGUAAGAUCAUCCAGUCUUCGGAACCCCAGGCUUCAAAAGAGGCUUACAGACCCCCGGGAGCCAGAGGGAAACCGGCUUCAUUCAAAUUGAAUGAAAUAGAACCGCCACAGGCUGCACCACUGACAGAAGAACAAAAGCUCUCAAAAUCAGCGCUGAAGAACAAGAAGAAGAGAGACGCAAAGAACAAGGGAAAGCCAGCCGUCACAGAUAACAGAUCAGCUGAGCAGCGUGCUGCCCUUGCAACUGCUUCUUAUGUCCUCUCCGAGCCCACCCCCGCUCCGGCAGUAGGUGUUGAUGUAGAAGCAGAGAAGAAGAUUAAAAAUGUCAGGAAGAAACUAAAAGCCAUUGAGAAGCUGAAAGAACAACAAGCGAGUGGGAAGGAGCUUGAGAAGAAUCAGCUAGACAAAUUAAGCACGGAAGACGAGCUAAGAAGAGAACUAGCCAAGUUGGAGAUCCAAUGACAAUAAAAACACUUCCAAGUCAAGGUUCACCUCUGAAGCUUGCCCCAUAUAGAAUACUGUCAGGUUGGAGAUUCAAAGGCAAGAGUGACUAACUGUCGAUGCAUACAUGAUUGCCUGACAUAACAGUCUGUCAGUACCUGUUAGAUGCCUGACAUGCCACCCAGUCAAGAAUUACAUGAUUGACUGACAUAUCAACAAAUUGAUACUUGUAAGAUUGCCCGACAUGCCAUCUAGUCAAGAAUUACAUGAUUGGCUGACAUAUCAACAAAUCAAUACUUGUAAGAUUGCCUGACAUGCCAACGAAUUGCAUGAUUUCCCUAGAUACCAUCCAGUUAGUACUUCCUUGACUGCCUGAUAUACCUCCCAGUCAAUAGUUGUAUAAUUUGCCUGAUAUAUCACCAGUGUAACACUUCCAUCAUAGCCUCAUAUACUCCCAAAUCAAUACCUGUAUGAUUGUUUGAUAUACCACCCCAUCAAUACUUGAAUGAAUACCUGACAUACCACCAAAUCAAUACCUUGAUGGCCUGUGUUAGACCCCUAUUACCAAAGUAAAAGGAUUAGUUAGAUCGAGAUCCAGUGACACCUUCAGCUUAAAGUGUAUAGAUUUGAACAGUGGUAUGCCAUACAUGGUCUUCUCCAUGCAUUACUCAAAGCUGAAGUUACAACCUUGAAAGUUCACGAGAGGCCGCAUUUUCAGUCCUUCCCGAACUCCUGACACUUGAUUAAAAACUAAAUUUUUGCUCUACCUUCUAUUACCUGCGAUGAUCCUUCUAAGCUGUAAACUGAAGAUGAUUUGACUUGUUUAACAUGUACUGCUGGUUCAAGGGUAAUGAUAAAAUUUGAUAAAAAUUGGGAAGACGGAAAGUUCUUGGAAUUCUGAUCUUGAGAACUGAAGUCGCUAACUGGUGUUUCAUAACUUUUGACAGGCAUAUUUGCUGGGAUUUGGACCGUGGCAUUAUUAAUCAACCUGAUGCAUACUCGAGCUGCAGUAUGGGAAAUGAUUUCUAUUUUUUAGGGUACAUAUUUAUUUUUGUUGACCUCAUUGAGGUGAUUGUGUAAUUUUGGGGUCUAUUUCUUUCAUUUUAAAGGCUUAUUUUUAGGGGGAUCAAGCAAUUAUGCGGUUAUAACAUUUAGAAUAUUUUCUAAAUAAUCUUGAAUAUUGUUUGUGAGAGAGUUUAGGGCGGCUCUACAUUAGAAAGAAUGGUCGCCCCAAAGUAUACAUUUUGGGGGUAUUUUAGGGGCGAUUUAGGCUGUCAAGAGGGUGAACUUGCCCAUCGCCCUAUGUAUUUCCUACACUUUCAAGCUGUACGAUUCCUGGGUAAAUCUGUGAAUUACAGAAUCAAUUCAGAAAGUACAUACGUAGCAAUAUGAUGAAACACUAUGUGUGUGAUGGGAGCUUAAACUCAUUAUUAGAAAGGUUUUCUGAUGUUACUUCUAAUUUUGCUUAAUGUACUAGUUAACAAUCAUUCUGUUGAUAUUCUGAACUGUGGUUAUGUAUAGAUUACCAAUAUCAUUUGACUCUUGGGUGUGAGGUGGUGGGGGGGGGGGCAGAACAACUCUAUCCAUGUCCCUUAUAAAUGUAAUAACAUGUUUGAAGUGGAGCUUUGGCCUCCAUUAUGCUGUUACAGUGUGGUGGAUCAUCUCCAAUUAGUCUGUUACCAUUUGGUUUAACUCCCUGAUAGUCUAAUACCACCAUGCUAUUUGGUCUAAUAUGUUUUUUUGGUCACAAAUCAUCAUUUGGAUUAAAACCAUCGGCGUGAAUGUAAUAUGUGACCCCCAAAUACCACCAAAAUCGCACCUGCUGUAAUUUGGAAAAGAGGUGAAAUUUUCAGUGUGGCCAGAAUAAUUAUUUAUUAGUUUUUAUAGAAAAGGGAAGAUUUGUUACCUCUCUAUCAUGUUUUGAAUGCUUGGUAUCUUUUUUUUUCUCUCACAAAAUGUAUUUUUACCCAUAUUGAAGGCCUCUAAACUUUUUUUUUCUUGCAUCUUUUUAGUGUCGGAGCACUUGUUUUCUUAAUAAUACAUUAAGGGAGUAAGUUGAUUUUUUUGACAAAGUAAAUAAAGUAUUAGAGUGCUCUUUUGUUCCUAAUUAAAAAAAACUUUCUCUAAAUUUGGCUUUUGAUCAUAAACCAAUUAAAGUGAGUCAAAUGUGUUUUAAAAGAUGAGAGUCUGUAGUUUGAUAAGAUGUAUACAACAGAAAAUUGAUAUUUUCCAAGUUAUUGUUGGAUUUUAGGGUAGCAGCUGAGAGGUUACAUAUUGUGUAUUGACCAAAUACGACCGCAGCCCGAAAGCUGGAGCCAGGGUGGGUUUGGCAGGUGGAAAUGUACCCACAGAAGUACUAUGAUAAAAACACGGUCUAGGAUUUAAUAACCUUGGGUUAGUCAUGUGCUAUGUGAACACCAACAUCUAAUUUUGAAGAAAAUCCUUUUCUUUUUGUUGAAAGAAUUGUCAUCAAUAGAAUGCAAAUGUGUUACAAAUGUUUUGACAUAUCUUAUGGUUAUCUCUUUGUAUUGCUUUGGAUCCCAGUCCAGAAAAUGCAAGUUAUUUUAAUAAUUCAAGAAAAUAAAUUUGUUUAUUCACUAACCUUGUCAAUUUCGCCAUAGAGAACCAUGUACCUCACAGGUGGGUGAGAUUUAAUCUGAAUUCAAUGGAAUUAAAUUCUAUUUUGUAAAAUAAAGGUAAGCAUACAUACAGUUCAUUGAAUACUAAAAUUAAAUAGGGCCUUUCAUCAAAGAUUCAUUUACAAUUAAAAUCAAUUUGUCGUCAGUUAUUAUUAUUGCAUAAACAAACAUUGAAUAAGAACAAUGAAAUUGCUAAAAAGGGACAGAAAGUAAUUUGUUCUUUAAUAUUGUACUUUUAACGAUAAAUAACUUGUCAAAUAGUAUUUACAGAACUUUAACUGUAUUAUUGAAAUGGACCUAUCCAGUUGCAUUUAUAACAUUUCUUUCUUUUUUUUUGUACCUCACCAUAAUUUUGUGAAACAAUAGUUUCAGGUACAUUCAUGAUAUUUCAAAGCCUGUCACACUUAUUUGGAAUCGUCAAGAAUGAAGCAGAAUCGUUUGUAAAAACAACAACAAAAAUCUGAAAAAAUGGGGGGGGGGGUUCAAAUUCACCCAACUGGGUUUCAAAUAUGAUAAAUUGAUCAUACAACUCAUCACAUACUAGACACACUAGAGGUGAAAUGAGCCACAAUGGAGUCAGAUUGAAAAUGUGUGCUAUGAUCUAGGACAUUCAAGGGGCAUUUAAUAAUUCUGACUGCAUUCUGUGUGUAUUUGAAUUAUUUGGGCCAUUUCUUGUGGCCGUCCCAAAUGUUUUGCUCAUGUUUAAAUUUUUUUUUUAGGUGCAUUCAAAGUAGAAAAAGAAUAUAUAAUCGUGUUUAAAGUGCACCCUUACCACAUCCUGAAUACAUUAAAGUAUUCUUCCAGCAUUCCAGCAGCAUUUGAAACUUGGUUGAACAUAUUAGAAGAGCUGAAUAGCGGGAAAAACUUAACCAGCUGGUCGUCAAACGAGUCAUUUCAUUCCGGCCGAUUCUGCUUGAAUCUGAAUAAGUGUAAUGGGCCUUUAAAGGACAGAUCCUAUUCAGUAUUCUCUCAUUUUUUACCACUGUCGGAAAUAAAAAUUUCAUGUAAGAGCACAUGUCAUUUAUCUAGACAAAAAAUUGAUAAAAAAAUUAAAACCAUUUUUUUUAUAUGAA